AGUAGAUCCUACACUCGCUCACGUGCGCCAUAUCUAAGUCAUUCUCAUCGUUUAAACUUGUACGAUUGUCCCAUUGUUCCAAACGUAUGUCUUCAGACAACGACUACGACAAGCUCACGAAGGAAGAGAGAGAAACUCGCGAUAAGGCCGAUAGGGAACGUGAGGCGGCCGAACAGGCUGCUCUCCCAUACACAUGGAAGCAAGAGUUGGGUGAAGUCGACAUCACUGUUCCUGUCCCAAAAGGGACAAGAGCCAGGGACUUAGUUGUUGUCAUUCAGAAGAAAAAACUUAGCGUUGGUCUCAAGGGUAAGGACAAAAUAAUGGAAGGCGAGCUCUGCAAGGAGAUUAAACUGGAGGACAGUACAUGGACACUCGAGGAUCAGCAGUCCCUUCUUAUCCAUCUGGAAAAGCUGAAUACACAACAGUGGUGGGACAACGUCCUCACCCAUCACCCCAAGAUCGACACCCGCAAGAUCCAGCCAGAAAACAGUAAGCUCAGCGACCUUGAUGGAGAAACCAGGGGCAUGGUCGAAAAGAUGAUGUUUGACAACCAACAGAAGCAAAUGGGAAAACCUACCUCGGACGAGCUGAAGAAGAUGGAGGCAUUGAAAAAGUUCCAAGCCGCCCACCCUGAACUAGACUUCUCGAACGCCAAGAUCUCAUAACCUAGUGUGAUGAGGGGGUCAGGUUUCAUGUUGCCCCCGCCCAUGUAUCUCGAGGAGAUUAUACGUCAUGUGAAUAACACGAGGUACAGGAAUUAUCUUAGGGUUUCUCUCCAAAUCCAAAUCCUACGUCUCCCAACUGUAACCAAUAACUGUCCUCCAAAGCCAAGCAUGCAAGCCUGCACGCUUUCCUGUGCACCAGGAACUAGAACCUUCCACGUCUGCGACUCGGGUGAUUUCCCAAAAGGUUUUGUAAUUGGUUGAUCAUCGUCUUCUCCAUCUUCGUCC
Molecule: messenger RNA, 950 nt
Organism: Suillus paluster
Lineage: Eukaryota; Fungi; Basidiomycota; Agaricomycetes; Boletales; Suillaceae
Product: nuclear movement protein nudC
Exons: 7
Coding region: 87-665 (192 amino acids)
Biological process (GO): protein folding
Cellular component (GO): cytoplasm
Source: RefSeq, a predicted model, not a curated record